Molecule: messenger RNA, 1119 nt
Organism: Solanum dulcamara
Lineage: Eukaryota; Viridiplantae; Streptophyta; Magnoliopsida; Solanales; Solanaceae
Product: homeobox-leucine zipper protein ATHB-7-like
Exons: 2
Coding region: 396-1013 (205 amino acids)
Biological process (GO): positive regulation of DNA-templated transcription
Cellular component (GO): nucleus
Molecular function (GO): DNA-binding transcription factor activity, RNA polymerase II-specific; sequence-specific DNA binding
Source: RefSeq, a predicted model, not a curated record
AGGUAAAAAGAGAAAUAGUACCUUAAAAAGGUUAAAGUUACUAUUUCUGUUUUAACUUACUAUUCAGAGUAUCCUUAUCCAUUCUAAAAAUAUGCAUACUAUUACAUCCUGGAGAUUCAAUUCACCUAAUAUACAAAAAUCCAUCUCUUUUUAUUCUCAAGUGUUAUUAUGUUAAGAGGAUAAAAAGAAAGAGAUUAACAACAAGUGUACCAUAUAGGGAGAUACUAUACAUUAACACAUCAAAGAUAGACACCUAGUCUUUAUUUUGUCAUUACUAUAAAACAUCUAACGGCCCACACACUCGUAUAUAUAUAUUUUUAUUUAAUAAGCAUCCAUCUCAUUAUGAAUGGUGCAACCUAGAAAUUAAUUAAAACCACAAUAGAAAAGAGAGGAAAAUGGAGAUUUGGGGUGAAUCUAUGUCAAGUAGUAUUAAGAAGUGCAACGAAAACAUGAGAAGAAGGUUCAAUGAUGAGCAGAUUAAGUCAUUAGAAAACAUGUUUGAGACAGAGUCGAGGCCUGAACUGAGGACAAAACAGCAAUUGGCUAAAAGGCUUGGCCUGCAGCCAAGACAAGUAGCUAUAUGGUUUCAGAACAAGAGAGCUAGAUCCAAAUCCAAGCAACUUGAAUUGGAGUAUAGAAUGCUUCAAAUCAGUUAUGACAACUUGGCUUCCAAGUAUGAAUUACUCAAGAAAGAGCAUGAAUCCUUGCUCAUCCAGUUGCAGAGACUUGGAAAAUUAAGGGAAAAGGGUGAGAAUGAAGAGAUUGAGAAAGAUGGCAUUAAGUCAGAAACAGAGGUGAAAGAAGAUGAUUUUGUACCAGAAAAUUGCAGCCCUGAAUUUGUGUUACCUUUUAGUGAAGACAGCAGGGGAAUUGACUACUUGGGACCAGAAUCUGAUAUUUUAGACAUGGCACAAAUAGUUGAUGGCCUAUCGGAAAUUGAAAAGGAAUACAACUUUGGGUCAAGAACGUUUCUUGAUAAUUCUGGUUGUACAUCACCAUUGUGGGAAUUUUAGUGCUGGCUGUUACAGAACCAUUUUGUCAGUGAGAGUCUAAAAUGAUGAUAAAUAAUGAGAUGUAAACAAUCAUAUAUAGUGGAAUCCAUUACAUCAUUUCUUAAUA